AUGCUAUCAGUCUCACCCAAGGUCAACGAUACCCCAAAACAAAUAUUUGAUAAUCAUUCAUAAAAUGAUCUUGGAGAUUAAGAAAAAAGCUCCAACGCAACCUAACUUUCACUUUAACGCAGAGCGGAUGAUACUCAAGAAGCUUCCAAUUAAUCUUAAAUGAAGCAAUAAAAUACUUGGAAUGCUUAUGAGUUUUCUUCUUCCAGUUCCAAUGAAGGAUACGAGGCUCGGGAGGAAAAUCCUGAAACUUAAUCAAUGGCCGCCGGUCAAAAGAAGUAAUAUUCUGUGACUACUGAUGACUCCCGUAAACGAUUCAUAGAACUUUGGAACUCUGGUACUAUCACAAUAAAACAAGCAGCCUAAGCUUGCGGUAUCAAUUAUAGUACUGCGAAAUCAAUUGUGAAGCUCUCUAAAAUGGAGGGAAGAAUUGAAAAGAAGAAGAAGAGAAUCAGCAAGCGCAUGCGUAGAGAGAAAGAAGAACUAGAAAAUCUCCUACACUCGUCAUUAAAGAGACAGAAAGUUGAGCUUCCUAGUUUGGACCAACGAACAAGCGAACCCCCAUAAUUCUUAUAAUAGCUAGGUAUCCUUCCUACAGGUCAGGAUCCAAAGGAAAAAUAAUUAGUUGAGAAGGCUUGUAGCAAUCAAUUAGUUGGUUUGACCUCGGACUUUUUGAGCUUCUCUUAGCAUAUCCAGAUGAAUUUAUCUAGACAAGACACAAUAAUCCCUAAAAGUAUUCUAGAAAAUAACUCCUUUUUGUUAGAAAAAGAAGUCUAAUUAAACAGUUUGUCUGCGAUUGAAUUGAGAAACUUAUCUCUGAAUUAAUUAUAAUAAUUUCAAGAGAUUGUCAAGCUCAACCAGAAUAACUCUAUAAGACAGCAAGAAUAGAGAAGCUGCCUUGUAGAGAACUGUGAAUUGGGUCUGAAUAAGAGAAGAAACAUAUUGUUUGAGGUCUUAAUAGAGAAGACAUUAGAUGAAAAGAUAGGAUUAGAGAAGAAGGGGUCUAGUUUCCUUCACUCAUUAUAUAUUUGA
Molecule: messenger RNA, 1029 nt
Organism: Stylonychia lemnae
Lineage: Eukaryota; Ciliophora; Spirotrichea; Sporadotrichida; Oxytrichidae
Source: the annotation of a GenBank genome assembly